AUGGCCUGCUCAUUUCAUGUCUAAGGAGCGUCUCAACUGUGAGGGAUUAUUAGGAACCUGUUUGUAAAGAUUUGAGGCUGAAUUACUUUUCUAGCUUUGUUUGAUUAAGAUCCCAGCCAGUUUUGAGCCGGCACCCCCUGAAAACGUUACAAUAUACAUAAACAUUUAUAUAUACUAUAUACAAAUAUCUCGAUGUACUGUACCUUGAGGAGGAUUGGAGGCAAAGGAGGCACUGGGCUGGCACCCUGCAAUUUAAGGAAGUAAAUUAAAUACGCGGUGGAAGAAGCUGAUGCAGUGAUGAAAUCCUUCAAUCCAACUUGGUUUUUGGUAACAGUAAUGUCCCUCCUACUCCAGCCCCUGGUUUAUUCAGAAUCAGACGGAAUCGCAGUUCUUGGUCCAGAUCAGCCUGUCGCUGCUUUUGUCGGUGAAGAUAUCGUUUUGCCCUGUUACCUCUCGCCCAGCGUUAGUGCUGUGGGCCUAGAGGUCCGGUGGUUCACAGAUGACUUUCAUGACCCUGUUUGUCUCUACCUGAAUUCUGAAAAUAACAUAGAGGAUCAGAACCCGUCAUACAGGGGAAGAGCUGAGCUUUUCCAAGGAGAGCUGGACAGGGGCAACAUCUCGUUAAGACUGAGCAAGGUCCAGGUGUCUGAUGAAGGACUGUACAGGUGUCUGGCUAAAUCCAAAGACUGGUAUGAGGAAGUGCUUAUUGAGGUCACUGUAAAAGCUCUGGGGACCCAGCCCUCGGUGUCUCUCCAGUCCAGAGAAGGGGGUCAGUCCCAGCUGGUGUGCAGGUCAGAGGGGUGGUACCCCAGACCUGUGGUGACCUGGAUGGACAGGGAUGGACAGGAUUUGACGUCGCUGUCCAACAUCACGCUGGAGAGUAACAGGCAGGGGCUUCUCAGUGUCAGCAGCUUUAUCCCAGUCAAGCAAGAAUCUGGUGUCUUUUCUUGCAUCAUUAGGAGCUCAGCACGUGAAUCCAAUGGAGAAAGCCAGUUCUACAUGUCCAGGGAUUUUUUUCCAGAGGUCUCGAUGUGGAUGGUGGCAUUCUUCGUAAUUUCGGCCCCGGCAGCCCUAGCAUUUAUUCUGCUUAUUAUCCCUUGGAAAAUAAUGAAUGAAAAGGAACAUAGAUGUGAAAUUGCAGCUAUUCCCAGACUUCGUGAAGAACGCGAAUGGAAGUGGUUGUGCAGUGCCGCAGAUGACGUGACUCUUGACCCAGAGUCCGCUCACCGCAAUCUUGCCCUGUCCGAGGGGGGGAUGCGCGUGAGGGAGGCGGGAUGGAGGGACCUGCCCGACACCCCGCAGAGGUUUGGCGAGCGCUACUGCGUGCGGAGCAGGCAGGGCUUCUCCGCCGGGCGGCACUACUGGGAGGUGGAGGUGAACGAGAGGUGGACGAUAGGAGUGACCAGAGAGUCCGCCGAGAAGAAAGGAGAGUUUGGCUUCACUCCUCAGGAGGGCUACUGGGCUCUGGGGUGCUACUCGUCCAAAUUCAGGAUUUUCACUGACCCCCCCACCCCUCUGCCUCUAAGCCUCAAGUCCAGAAGGGUGGGGAUAUAUGUGGACGUGGAGGAGAAACAGGUCUCCUAUUACAACGCGGAAUCCAGGACUCACCUCUACACGUUUGGAGACAUGCACUUAAACGAACGGGAGAAGGUCUACCUGUUCUUUUGGACAACUGAUAACACCAGAGACAUAGCCAUUGUUUCUCCAGGGAGCAUACCAGAUUAAACAGGUUCCUAACUCUGAAGAUAAUAAUAAUAAUAAUAAUUAUUAUUAUUAUAAUUAUUGCUUACACUUUUCUGGACACUCCACUCAAAGAACUUUCCAGGUAAUGGGGAUCCCCUCCACCACCACCAGUGUGCAGCCCCACCUGGAUGAUGUGACGCCAGUCGUGGUGCACACAGUACUCUCACCUCACAUCAGCUAUCAGUGGGGAGGAGAACAAAGUGAUGAAGCCAGUUCAUAGAGGGGGAUUAUUAGGGGGCCAUG
Messenger RNA from Lepisosteus oculatus (spotted gar), 1986 nucleotides. Its product is annotated as butyrophilin subfamily 1 member A1-like. Gene Ontology annotation, molecular function: signaling receptor binding. Gene Ontology annotation, cellular component: external side of plasma membrane. Gene Ontology annotation, biological process: regulation of cytokine production; T cell receptor signaling pathway. The record is from RefSeq and is a predicted model, not a curated record. NCBI's taxonomy places the organism in Eukaryota, Metazoa, Chordata, Actinopteri, Semionotiformes, Lepisosteidae.